Molecule: messenger RNA, 1953 nt
Organism: Vanderwaltozyma polyspora DSM 70294
Lineage: Eukaryota; Fungi; Ascomycota; Saccharomycetes; Saccharomycetales; Saccharomycetaceae
Product: DEAD/DEAH box helicase
Exons: 1
Coding region: 1-1953 (650 amino acids)
Cellular component (GO): nucleus
Molecular function (GO): RNA helicase activity; RNA binding; ATP binding
Source: RefSeq, a predicted model, not a curated record
AUGGCUGAUUUGCAAGAACAAGUGCAAAAUUUGAAUAUUAACGAUGAUGACAAAAAUGCUUCAUCGUAUGUUCCACCUCAUUUGAGAAACCAAAGAAGAGGUCCACCAAGACACGACUCUCCAUCUGAUGGCUCUGAAAACAACAACGACUUUGGCUUCGGUUUCAACAACCGUCGUGGUGGCUACAACGGUGGUAGUGGUUACAGAGGUGGUAACAACUCCUACAACAGAAGAGGCAACUACCAAGGUGGCCAAAAUAACAGCAACAACAACAACAACGGUGGCGGGUUCAACAGAAUCCCAGGCAGAGGUUCUUGGACCAACGGCAAACAUGUCCCAGGUGCUAAAAACCAAAACUUAGAAGUCCAACUGUUCGGUACUCCAGAAGACCCUCAAUUCCAAUCUUCUGGUAUCAACUUCGACAACUAUGACGAUAUCCCUGUCGAUGCCUCAGGUACUGAUGUCCCAGAGGCUAUCACCGAAUUCACCUCUCCUCCUUUGGAUGCUUUGUUAUUGGAAAACAUCAUCUUGGCCCGUUUCACCAAACCAACUCCUGUCCAAAAAUACUCCGUCCCAAUCGUAUCCAGGGGUAGAGAUUUAAUGGCCUGUGCCCAAACUGGUUCAGGUAAAACCGGUGGUUUCUUAUUCCCUGUCCUAUCAGAAUCUUUCAAGAACGGUCCUUCUCCAAUGCCUGAAAGCGCUAGAAAGUCCUUUGUCAAGAAAGCUUACCCAACUGCUUUGGUCUUGGCUCCAACCAGAGAAUUGGCCACUCAAAUCUACGACGAAGCUAAAAAGUUCACCUACAGAUCAUGGGUCAGACCAACUGUUGUUUACGGUGGUUCUGACAUCGGUUCCCAAAUUAGAGACUUGUCCCGUGGUUGUGAUUUGUUAGUCGCUACCCCAGGUCGUUUGUCCGAUUUGUUAGAACGUGGUAGAGUCUCCUUGGCUAACGUCAAAUACUUGGUUUUGGAUGAAGCUGAUAGAAUGUUGGAUAUGGGUUUCGAACCUCAAAUCAGACAAAUCGUCGACGGUUGUGACAUGCCUCCUGUCGGUGAAAGACAAACUUUAAUGUUUUCCGCCACUUUCCCAGAUGAUAUCCAACAUUUGGCCAGAGAUUUCUUAAGUGACUAUAUCUUCUUGUCCGUUGGUAAAGUUGGUUCCACUUCUGAAAACAUUACUCAAAGAAUCUUAUACGUCGAAGACAUGGAUAAGAAAUCUACUUUGUUAGACUUGUUGUCAGCUAGCAACGAUGGUUUGACCUUGAUUUUCGUUGAAACCAAGAGAAUGGCCGAUGAAUUGACCGAUUUCUUGAUCAUGCAAGACUUCAGAGCUACUGCUAUUCACGGUGACCGUACUCAAUCUGAACGUGAACGUGCCUUGGCCGCUUUCAAGAACGGUAACGCUAACUUGUUGGUUGCUACCGCUGUUGCUGCUAGAGGUUUGGAUAUUCCAAAUGUUACUCACGUUGUUAACUACGACUUGCCAAGUGACAUUGAUGACUACGUCCACAGAAUUGGUAGAACUGGUCGUGCUGGUAAUACCGGUGUUGCUACUGCCUUCUUUAACAGAGGUAACAGAAACAUUGUCAAGGGUAUGUACGAAUUGUUGGCCGAAGCUAACCAAGAAAUUCCUCCAUUCUUGAACGAUGUCAUGAGAGAAUCUGGCAGAGGUGGUAGAACCAGUGGUUUCUCAAGUCGUAACAACAGUAAUAGAGAUUACCGUAGAUCAGGCUCGAACAACGGCGGUUCUUGGGGCAACUCCAGAAGCAACAGCAACAGCGGUGCUGGCGGUUGGGGCUCUUCUAGAUCCGGCGGUGCUGGUGGUGCUGGUGGUGCUGGUGGUGCUGGCGGUGCUGGCGGCUCUUCCUGGGGUAGAUCCGGUUCAUCUGGCUGGGGCAACUCUUCUAGCUCUAACGCUGGCGCUGGUUCCAAUGCCAAAUCUUCAUGGUGGUGA